Messenger RNA from Neltuma alba, 650 nucleotides. RefSeq names its product class-10 pathogenesis-related protein 1-like. The record is from RefSeq and is a predicted model, not a curated record. The coding region runs from base 51 to 650 and encodes 199 amino acids. Gene Ontology annotation, molecular function: protein phosphatase inhibitor activity; abscisic acid binding; signaling receptor activity. Gene Ontology annotation, biological process: defense response; abscisic acid-activated signaling pathway. NCBI's taxonomy places the organism in Eukaryota, Viridiplantae, Streptophyta, Magnoliopsida, Fabales, Fabaceae. The transcript is spliced from 2 exons. Gene Ontology annotation, cellular component: nucleus; cytoplasm.
CACCGGUUAGCUAGCUCAAGUCCCUAUAAAUAUGCGCCGUGUCUUGUCUCAUGAACCAUAUCACUCUACUAGCUAAGCAAAACCAAUAUAUAGUUGCCACACCUCCGAUCCUCCAUUGUCAUCUGAUCUCAUUUUCUCAACAUUCAAAGAUAUUCAUAAUAAUGGGCGUUUUCACUUUCUCCGAAGAGAAUAUCUCUGCUGUUGCCCCUGCCACACUCUACAAGGCUCUGGUCUUUGAUGGCGACAACCUCGUCCCUAAGGUCGUUGAUGCCGUCCAGAGCAUUGAGAUCCUCCAAGGAACUGGUGCCGCUGGAACCAUCAGAAGGAUCAACUACCUCGAAGAUGGAAAAUUGCACUACGCGAAGCACAAGGUGGAGGCAGUAGACAAGGACAACUUUGUAUACAACUACGCCUUGGUGGAGAGCGACAUAUUCCCUGAGACUUUGGAGAAGAUCGCCGUCGAGACCAAGUUGGCGGCCGCCCCUAACGGCGGAUCCGUCGUGAAGGUGACCGUCAACUACGUGACGAAAGGAGACGCCAAGCCCAGCGAAGAGGAGCUGAAGAUUGGGAAGCAGAAGGGAGAUGGACUCUUCAAGGCCGUUGAGGCUUACGUCUUGGCCAAUCCCUCCUACAAACUGAAUUAUAUGUAG